AGUGGCUCCUUUUGCGCGACACGCAAGGCCCAAAGGACAUGUUUAAAUUACAUCGGGUGAAACGACGCUGUACGUGCAAAAUAACCGCGGCGAAUAUUUUUUGUGAAGUCAACAGCCUUCUGCGUUUGGCAAAUCGCUCCGAAUCAUCAUACUAGCGAUGGAUGCGUGCCCGUCGGAAGGCUGCAGUUAAUUACGCCCGCGCUAUAAAGUUUCUAUGACCGUGCACAGCGCGGACACGAAAAGCCACCUCUGAUGCUACAGGCACAAAAAAAAGCAAAAAAAGCCAACUUGCACGGCGUUGACAAAAGCCAAGUUCAACAUCGCGGGCCUCCCUGCAGGCCAAGGAACAUUGAGGCUCUGCUGUGGCUCGCGCUGGCGCUGUGCGCGCUGUGGAGUGAACGCUGCUCGGCCGAGACGCUCUGCGGCUCCGAGCUGGUGGACACGCUGCAGUUUGUGUGCGGCCCGGAUGGAUUCUACGUGGUGCGACCGAGCGGGCACCGGGGCGGGCUGGGCCGGCGCGCGGGCGGCAUCGUGGAGGAGUGCUGCUUCCGCUCCUGCUCGCUGAUGCAGCUGGAGCAAUACUGCGCGCGGCCCACGCGCUCCGCCAAGCACGAGCGCGACGUGCACGCGCGAGCAUCGCACGCGGACUUCCUGACGAGCCCUCUCACGGCGCACUACGUGUGGUCGCGGAAGGACUCUGCUGCGGCGCGCCUCGUUACUCCUCACCAGCAGCCGCAGCAGCAUCGCGACGACUCCCAAGGAAAGCGUUCCGAGGGCGUAGCGGAUGACGUUACGCACCGGCCACUCAUGACUCUGCCCAGCACGCCGUAAACAAACAAAAAAAACACAAAAUACGUUGAAGUAAAACAAAAAAAAUGUUCCUUCGGGAAAACACAAAAAAACAACAACAACAAAAAAAACGUAAAUAAGUAAAUAAAAAUAGCAGAAAUCCUAAGAACGUCCUCCGCUGUUUUUCGGCCCACCGUGUGGGCAAGCGGCUUCCCGUGGAGUCGCGCGGAGAGGAGGUCGAGGGGGUGGGGGGCUGGGCUGGGCUGGGCUGGGAGGGGCUGGGCUGGCGGGCACGGGUGGCGGUGGCCGUGCCGCACGGAGGAGGCCGUCGGCUUCCCGACGUCGGAGAACGCCGAUCGGCCACCGACGUCCGACCGAUGUGUCUCCUUGAAAAUGGACAAUUUCGAUUGGGGCGGGCGGAGCGUGACGAAGGAAGGAAGAAUAAGGAGCAGGAGGAAGAGGAGGUUCGCGCUGGGAGAUGGAACCACCCGGGUCGGAUCGACAAUACAAUGAACUCCCUUGCUCCAUUCGCCCUCUUCCGGCCUGCUCGCCUGCCUGUCUUCCUGCCUGCCUGCCUGCCGCGCGCGACCUGUUAGCGCCAGCCACAGCUGCUGCAUCUUCUUCGUCAAGUUGGAGGAGGGAGGCGGGUGGAGGCGGCUGUGGGUGGGAGGUGGGGGGGGGGGGGGAAAACUUGAAUUAGUUGGUUUUUUUGUUUUUUAAUUAUUAUACGACUUAUUUUAUUUUUUAACAAAAAACAAAAAAACCAAAAAAAAAAACGAGGGAGAGAUCAUCGCCGACGCGAGACGCGAUCCGCGUGCGUCAAAUUGCGUUUCGCGUCGCGUUCGCGCGGUUUCCUGCGCGCGCGUGAGGCUGUGCCUUCGAUGCUCGCCAACACGGCGGAGCGUUCUCGCUUACAAGCGGACGGCGAAAACAAAAACAUAAGGAGGGAUGGGGAUGGGAAGAGCGAGCUUCGAAUUGUUAAACAAUUAGUAUACAAAUUUUAAACGAAACGAAAUUGUCCGCAAUAGAGGCUUUCGAGUUAGAUCAGCGUAUAAAAAUAGAAAUGCGUCGUUAAACCCGCCACCACCUGGCACAGCCAAUUGGCAAGGUUCACGUUAACAACACGUGCCUAUUAGUUCGGCAUGUUUAGUUUCAUGUGACGAACCUUACCAAUUGGCUGUGCGUCGGGUGGCGACGCGUGUGUCUAACGAACGACGCAUUUAUUAUUUCCCCCGAUCCGACCCAAGUGUCCUCUGCUGCCGAACAACAUUUUGGGUGGUCGCGUAAAGUCCCCGUCCACCACCGCGCGCUCGAACCGAAACGAAAUUGGCGCCUCCGCGUUUCACGCUCGGCUCCCCGUGGCAGACGGACCACGUGCGCUUUGGAAUCGACACCCCCCCCCAAAUCCGUGCCUCUCGCUCGCUCGCCAGAGGUCGCAACCGGGUACCCGAUACCCGUACCCUACCUGAUACCCGGCUACCCGUACCCGACCGGGUACAGGUACCCAUUUGCGACCCUGGUGCGGCCGGGUACGGGUAGGCCUUGAGUCACUGGUGAGCAACUGUUUGUCACUCAUUUCCCAACGUCUUGUCUCUUCUCACAAUUCAAGUUAGUUGAAUCAACCCACCCGCACCUGCAACAUGGCUUCAUCCCAGAGGUCGCAAUCAGGUACCCGAUACCCGUACCCUACCCACACCGGGCCGGGUACGGGUAGGGUACGGGUACGGCCGGGUACAGAUACGGGUACCCAUUUGCAACCCUGGUGCCGCCGGGUACGGGUAAGGAAUCAAAACCCGUUUGCGACCUCUGUCGUUCGCUCCCUUCUCCCCCCCCCCCACCCCCCUGGUUGCAUGGACGUGCUGCCCAUUCCGCUACUUUGAUGCUGGCGAGCCAUGCGGUUGAGGCCAAGCACGGUUUGUGUCGGGACUCUAAAAACGUUAUUUGUAAGAGGCGGGGGGCGGGCGGAGGGUCGCUCUAGCGGAGUCAAGAAGCAUCGCUAAGUGAUGACAUUCAUUUAGCUCUCUCUCUCUCUCUGUGCUUUAAAUCGUUUCGAUAAUUCGUAUUCCGAUUUAUAGCCCGAGUGAGAGGAGCCCAUUUGACGGCAUCGUCUCUUUUGGCAAGCGAGAAAGACCGAAGCUUGCUAUCACGUGUGCUUUCUAAGAGUGUGGCGAUUUAAAACACAUUAUUAUUAUAUCUAUAAAGUACGAGCCUCGAGCGAGAUGUGUUCGUGUUUAACGAUUGAAGGAAGAGCGGCGAUUUGGAUUUUAACCAAGCGCGGGCUGGGGGGGGGGGAGUUAAUGACCAUUUCACCUGUUUUUCUAGUCGAGGUCGAGUCAAACUUAAUUUUAGUUUUUUUUUAAAACUGCCACUUUAAAUUUUAUUAUCGUGCAAAUCGUUGUGCUCCUCAGCAAUCGACGGUGAAGGGCGCCGUUAGUUCCAAUUGUUUUGCUACUUGAAACUUGAAAAAAAAAUAUGACAAGGGCUGAGUACUGUUUCUAUUUGUCUUAUUUUUAGGGUUUUUUUCUUUUUUAGACGUAUUGCUCACGACGAGUGUGGAGGAGGAGGAGGGGGGAGGCUACUUGGGUGCACUAUGUUAUUAAAAAAAAUAAGACCCCAAAAUAUUCUGCAAUGCACGCGCACACAACGUCUUAUUUAUUCUGCCGUUUGUCAUGAGAAUAAAGGGUAUUUGUGUGAAUCUUGACAA
Lethenteron reissneri (Far Eastern brook lamprey) is the source of this 3493-nucleotide messenger RNA. RefSeq names its product insulin-like growth factor I. Gene Ontology annotation, molecular function: hormone activity; insulin-like growth factor receptor binding; growth factor activity. NCBI's taxonomy places the organism in Eukaryota, Metazoa, Chordata, Hyperoartia, Petromyzontiformes, Petromyzontidae. Gene Ontology annotation, cellular component: extracellular region. Gene Ontology annotation, biological process: regulation of muscle cell differentiation; positive regulation of activated T cell proliferation; positive regulation of vascular endothelial cell proliferation. The record is from RefSeq and is a predicted model, not a curated record.